Prunus avium (sweet cherry) is the source of this 2245-nucleotide messenger RNA. The record is from RefSeq and is a predicted model, not a curated record. Lineage: Eukaryota; Viridiplantae; Streptophyta; Magnoliopsida; Rosales; Rosaceae.
UCCUCAGGAGCAUCGCGAUUCUUUUUCUAGCCACUCUGACAGUAGACAUGCUGGUCAUAGUUCUCUCAAGUCAUCGCUAAACCUAUCAGAAGCGAAAAAUGAAACUUCCAUUCCUCCUACAAGGAUAGUUGUUCUGAAACCUAACCUUGGGAAGAUGCUGAAUGCUACCAAAACUAUUUCAUCACCUUGUUCUUCUCAUGCUUCUAUGUUAGAUGGUAGGAAACACGCAGAAUUUCCGAGCAUUAGAAGUAGGGAGACAGAAUCAUGGGGAAGGAAAAACUUCCAAGAUAAAGAUGGCCAUUUGAGGCAUAAGUCUAGAGAAUCUAGGGAAGUUGCUAAGGAAAUCACAAGGCAAAUGAGGAAUAACUUUAGCACUGGUUCUGUACGUUUUUCAUCAUCUGGUUUGAAAGGAUAUGCUGGUGAUGAGAGUUCUUGUAGCAUGUCUGAGAAUGAAUCUGCAAAUGAGUCAGAGGUGAUGUCAGUGGCUUCCAGACAUUCCUUUCACUUGAAUAAUCACUCUAGGCCGUCAUCAUCAUGCUCUACUGAAUCAACUGUGAGUAGAGAGGCCAAGAAGAGACUCUCAGAGAGAUGGAAAAUGACUCACAAGUCCCAAGAAGUGGGAGUGGUUAGCAGGGGCAGCACCCUUGCUGAAAUGCUUGCUAUCCCCGACAAGGAAAUGCGAGCAGAAAAAUUGAAUGCCAUGAUUGGUGAGGCAGGAUUUAGAGAUAAAUUUUCUACUGAAGAUGCACCUGCACGAUGGGGUGGACCUCUGGGUAUCAGCAGUAGGGAUGGCUGGAAGGAUGGAUGUAUCAAUAGUUUAUCAAGAUCAAAAUCUCUUCCUGCUUCAUCUAGUGCAUUUGGAAGUUAUAAAACAAGUAUGCGCCGUGAAACUAUACGUGAUGACAGGUAUCUGAUACCAAAAGAAACAGUCCAGCACGAAAGAAACCAGCUAGUAAAGGGGAAUCUUGAUCUUAGAGAAGGUGCCCGCAAACACUCUAGAUCCAGUAAUAAAAGAUCGUAUUCUUCUCGCUCCUUAAGUAGGGAAGCUAUUGACAUUUCACCUGAAACUCAUACUACUCAGAGUAAAGAUAAAACCGACUUUGAAGAGAACAAUCAAUCCCAGCAGAAUAUUUCAGUCUUUGAGUCAUCACCUAGUAAUGCUGCAGAUUCAAGUUCAGCUUCUGUAAAACUGGUGGAUGCGGAUGCAUCCAUACCUUCCGAAACUCCUGAUACGUUCCUUCCAGAAUCAUCUUCUCGUAUGUCGGUAGAAGGCGAUUCUUCUUCUACUCCCAAAGAGAACCUAGUUCCUCAGGAACCAUCAAUCAGGCCACCUUUUGAACGGGCAGUCCCCUCUGACCACCCUGUCCCUGGAAUAGAAUCGCCUGCAAGAACUAAGGAGGCUGAUCAACCCAGUCCUGUUUCAGUUCUGGAAGUUCCUUUCACUGAUGAUGCAUCAUCUUCUCCUGAAUGCUUUGAGAGUCUCAAUGCUGACCUGCAAGGGCUUCGGAUGCAGCUUCAGCUACUCAAGUUGGAGUCAGAACCAUAUGCAGAGGGACCCAUGGAAAUCUCAAGUGAUGAAGAUGUUGGUGAAGAAUUUACUGGGUUUUCAGAAGCAAUAGGACUUCAUAGAGAUCAAGGGAGCUGGGAGUCCUCGUACUUGGCCAAUAUUUUAACUGAAUCUGGUUUAAACAGUGCCGACUCGGGAACCUUUUUGACAACAUGGCACACUCCAGAAUGCCCUGUGAGUCCUUUUCUGUUUGAAGAGCUUGAGAAGAAAUACUCUGAUCAGACUUCUUGGCCAAAGCCUGAGAGGAGAUUACUGUUCGACCGGAUAAAUUCAGGGCUUCUGGAGACGUUUGAGCAAUUCACUGAUCCACACCCAUGGGUGAGGCCUGCAAACAAAAGAGUUGGUCCCAAGUGGAUUCAUAGAAGUGCACUCCAUGGUGUUCUGUGCAAGUUGCUGGCAAGCCAAGAAGAGAACGCAAAUGAGGACAAUCUGGAGAAAGUGCUCGAAGGAGACUCGCUGUGGUUGGAUUUGGGAGACGACAUAGACAUAAUAGGUAGGGAAGUAGAGAACUCGUUGAUAGAUGAGCUAGUAGCAGAGGUAGUGGUUAUGUAGUGUAGAAUGCGAAAAUUUUCAACUGAAGUAUUUGACUUUGUUGGUCUAGAAGCUUAAGUAGAGUAUGUAAAUGAAGCCAUGAAAUGGUAGUUUCAUGAGAAAGAUGAAUAAAAAGAUUAAGUCUUU